AUGUCUAGAACAAUUCGCACCGCCUGGGGAUCCCGUCCCCCGCAUAGCUACUUCGAUGACACGCAAUCCUUUCAAACAAGUCGGGACAGCAUUAUUGAAAAUAUCUACCUCAACAUCCCGGAUCCACUGGUCUACGACGAUGACGGUAAUCUCUUUACCGGCCAAGUAGAAAUUCAAGAGAAUGAUCACAUCGACACACUAACCUAUCGGGACCUCCGAAGGCUCGCGAGAGAAGCCGGUCGACGUAGUCGACCCCCUUCAUUCGCAGCCGGAUUUGAGCCUGGGCACGGUUACUUCAUUAGAAUUGUAAGGUCGCAACAAAUGCCUAUGGCAAAUUAUUUCCUCGAGCAUCCAGAGAUUUUUGGAUCCAUACUCGACCGCCAAGGAGCCUUCUCAAGUGAUGAGUUCUGGAGGGAUACGCAUGGUCCUUGGUCGCUAAGCGUCCCACCUAGUGAGGUAGAAAAUAUGAUUACACCGACAGGGCCGGAAUACAGAACCAGCGUCUACCGCGAAAGAAUAUUUACGCCGCAAAUAGAGCUAUAUGAUAGCGAUGACGAAUCCGAUAUGGGACUAGAUAUAACUGCCAAUGAUUACUACACCAUCUCCCUCGAUGAAGUAGUCGGCCUCCUUGCUGAAUUAAGGGUAGAGGGCUACGAAGCUAUAGAUCCAAUUAGUUCCAGUCGGCGUAUUUGGCAAAGCGUCGGAUCCGAAUUCCAAGACGAAACGGAGGAUUCCCUUUACGUGGACCCCAGAAGUUGGAGCCAGUCCUUCAAUGCCUGGGGGAACACCACGCCCAUGAAUUCCUAUGAGGGAAGACUCCACAAUUCGUCGACACCACCACCAGAUCCAGAAGAUGGUGAAGGAAAUGAUCAACCACAUUGGAUGGUCGAAGGGUUUGAAGCUGAUUAUGUAGAAGGGUGGUCGGGAGAUGAGGCGAGCGGUGAUGCUAACCCUGCAGCUGAGGACCAGGCAAAUCAAUCGAGUUGGAGCAAUGAUAUCGAUACCGGCCCCGCAGUACGUCGGCUCUCAGAGGACCUUGCACAAAUAACUCUAGAAGCCCCUUCCACUAGCAAUCCACAAUCACAGGGCUGGGAGGGGAAUAUUGAUAUCAUUCUUUUGGAGGAAACUACUCGUCCCGGCAGUGGAUCUACUAGCGGAAUUCAAGAAUCCCCAGCCACUAUCCGCGUUCCCUCCGUUGCCAACCCCAACGAUAUUAAUGCUGUAGAGGCUGAACAACGGAUUACACCGGAUGGCUCUAACCCGGAGACAUCAUGA
Molecule: messenger RNA, 1275 nt
Organism: Orbilia oligospora ATCC 24927
Lineage: Eukaryota; Fungi; Ascomycota; Orbiliomycetes; Orbiliales; Orbiliaceae
Exons: 1
Coding region: 1-1275 (424 amino acids)
Source: RefSeq, a predicted model, not a curated record